AUGGAUCUGGCGGAGGAGAUGUCACCGAGGCACUUGAAUUGGCUGCAUCGGCUACUCUCGAAGACGGCGGGGCCUCCCCGCAACAUCCUGGCCUCUGAAAUAACUUGGAUCUGCAACUCUCCGGCGCCGGUAGCCCGAAUUUGCAUCUCCAUCUACAAGAGUAUUGCUCUCAGCUACGCUACCAAGAGAAUCGAUCAGCAGAGGGUCUCUGUCCAUGAGAAGAUGGGACCAGCUCAACAAGUUCUUCAGUGA
Molecule: messenger RNA, 252 nt
Organism: Linum trigynum
Lineage: Eukaryota; Viridiplantae; Streptophyta; Magnoliopsida; Malpighiales; Linaceae
Source: the annotation of a GenBank genome assembly